UUUCAUAAGCAGCCAUUAGUCAUUCAUAUGAAUCGUUUUUAACCUUUUUAACUGUUUCGUUACUCACCUUGAAUUCUGUUUUAAUCUGACUUGUAAAAAAUCACAAUUUCACCAGGUUAAAUUAUUCACUUUUCCAAAUUUUCCAGACUUUUCGCUAAUCGAUUCAGCCUUUCUAGAACAAUCGCAAAUUCCGCGCGCAAGCAGCUAGAGAAGCAAGAGAACAAUGAGAAAUUUAACCGGUCGGCGACAAGAUUUUGAGUUUCGUUGAACCGAUUCAAUACGAACGGACAAACGCUGUGCGAGGAGGGGAUAAACAAAAUACAACCUUGUAACAUGCUGCAGAGGUAUGAGUGGCUAGUGGAUUCUGCUGUCAACGUCGAAUAUAAUUCAAGUUCGAACAAUUUUACUCACUUGUUCUGAAAGUUGUAAAAAUCUGCAGUUUCCGUAGAGCUUUUCUGAGAUGCAUUAGUGUAUCGGUGUUGGUGAAUGUGUUUGAAAAUAAGGUGAGCAAAUUGCUGUCAAAAUUGGUGCAACGGUUUUCAGUCUACGAAAUAUUUUUCUUUUCUUUUAGUAGCUUUAAAGUUGGUCCAUUUUUAAACGGAUUGUACUAAGUUCGUAGGAAUUGUGCUGUUUAUUUUGAAUAUCGGCUCUUCAUUGAGCUACAGUUAGGUUAGCUAUGACGCUAAUAAACCUCCAUAUAUUGUGCGCGGUACUGAGCUGUCAGAAGUCGUAUGCCUGCUCACAACAACUGCGAGAGGCGCAGAAACAGGUAAUAUAAUAAGAAGAGUAUGAAUCAUACAGUACCUAAGUGCGGAAUGUCAAACAUGAGCAAUUCGUACCUAUAUGUAGGUAAAUUUAUUAAUGUCCAAAGCUGAUAUAUGUACAAGCUGAUCAACCUCAUCAAACCGAAUUUUCAUCAUAAGAUUAGUAACUAGUUGAAAUGAACUAUCGCAGUGUGACACCUACCUUCAAGCGUUGUUGGAAUGAAAAACCACAAAUUAUGACGCGAACAAUUGUAGCAGAACAACCAAACAAUAAAGAAAACUCUGAUGUUGGAUGCGAGUGUGAUUCUACAGACAUGUCUGAUAUGGAUAUUGAAGAAGAGCGGGGCGGUGUUAAUACAGAGGAUUUAAAUGUAACUGACCAUAAUGUAGCCGACAUGGACAGCUAUGAAUCGGAUAUGGAGAUAGAAUCGUGUGAAGAUCAGCCAAAAAAGUGCCAUGCUGAACUACCAAGUAAAACAACCAGCUCAGUGAAAUCAUUUUCAAACACUGUGGAGCUGAACAUGACUUUUUCAUCAGAGGACGAAGAAGAGGGUUACUUAAGAUACGAAAUAACCGAGCUGCCUGCAGAAGAAGACCAUUUAACGGAAACGCCGAAAUUUCUCCAUGACGAGAACGACGAUAGUGAUAACAUUAAUAUAAAAUACCUAAGACUGGGCAAUUUCGGCGGGAAACCAUGCACCACGACAAGUACAGCGAGAAGGGCUACGCUUGUUGACAUGAGCCAAACUGUAGAACCUGCUCAUGAAAUGCUGCGGAAGUACAUCAACAAUUUGGAACGAUCGGCUAGAUUUGCAAAAGAAAACGCUUCAGAGGGUAAACAGUUUGCACUGGCUAAAACAAGGCAACUUUUUCAGCGACGUGUCUUACAUGAGAAGAAUGGGGGAUAAUUGUACAGUUAUUAACGUAAAUUGUUUUCAAAAGGAUUAUAGUUUAACAUAAUAAAUGGAUAAAAUAAAUUCAGAUUCUUUUUUAUUGCGUUUUUUAUUACAUGUUUUCAUAAAUUGAGCAACACCUGAACAACCUGCAGUAAUUCCAUCCACGAAACACUAGCUUCAACAAAAAAUCUGUGAACAUACUACUACCGU
Molecule: messenger RNA, 1870 nt
Organism: Wyeomyia smithii (pitcher-plant mosquito)
Lineage: Eukaryota; Metazoa; Arthropoda; Insecta; Diptera; Culicidae
Exons: 4
Coding region: 941-1672 (243 amino acids)
Source: RefSeq, a predicted model, not a curated record